This is a messenger RNA of Nymphaea colorata (pocket water lily), 1706 nucleotides long. RefSeq names its product protein DETOXIFICATION 12-like. Lineage: Eukaryota; Viridiplantae; Streptophyta; Magnoliopsida; Nymphaeales; Nymphaeaceae. Gene Ontology annotation, molecular function: antiporter activity; xenobiotic transmembrane transporter activity. Bases 54 to 1541 code for a protein of 495 amino acids. The transcript has 7 exons. Gene Ontology annotation, cellular component: membrane. The record is from RefSeq and is a predicted model, not a curated record. Gene Ontology annotation, biological process: xenobiotic detoxification by transmembrane export across the plasma membrane.
CUUCCUGUACAGUUUAUAGAGGGAUACAGCGAGAAAGAGCUUAGUGGGGAGCCAUGGAAGAACAUGCUUUAGUGGAGGUGCCGAAGAAGGAGGCGUCCGAGGCAGAAGGAUUAGAAAAUGGAGGGGGAGGUGCAACCGUUGAUGAGCGGCGGUGCUGGCCGGGAUCGCUGAUAGUUGAGGCAAGGAGGCAAGUUGUAAUGGCGCUCCCCUUGGCUUUCGUCACCAUGGUCCAGUUCCUGCUGCAGAUCGCCUCCCUCGCGAUGGUCGGCCACCUCGGAAGCCUCUACUUCUCCAGCGCCUCCAUCUCCUCCUCCCUCUGCAACGUCACCGGCUACAUCGUCCUUCUUGGAAUGGCAAGUGGCUUGGAGACAUUAUGUGGUCAAGCAUAUGGAGCAGAACAGUACCAAAAGCUAGGAGUAUAUACACAAAAGGCUACAGUUGCACUCUUGCUUGUUUGCAUCCCACUAGCUUUUGUAUGGUUCUACAUGGAGAAACUCCUCAUUUUGAUACUGCAUGACCAUGCCAUGGCCCAUGAAGCAGGAAGAUAUGCUGUCUUCUUGAUCCCAGGACUUUUUGGUGCUGCAUUUUUGCAACCAUUGGUGAAGUUUCUGCAGUCACAGAGUUUGGUCCUGCCAUUGCUCUUUGGUGCUGCUGUGACCCUCUGCUUCCAUGUUCUUGUUUGCUGGCUAUUGAUCUUUAAGUUCAGUGUAGGCCACAUUGGAGCUGCUAUUUCUGUGAGUCUCUCCUAUUGGGUGAAUGUGUUUGUAUUGGCACUUUAUAUCAAAGUUUCAUCUGCCUGUAAGAAAACAGUUGCUCCACUCACAACAGAGGCCUUGGACAGGAUACAGGACUUUCUUCGUCUUGCCGUUCCAUCUGCAGUCAUGAUUUGUCUGGAAUACUGGAUAUUUGAACUGCUGAUAUUGCUUUCCGGACUUCUGCCUAACCCUGAGAAGCAAGCUUCAGUUCUUUCAAUUUGUGUCUACACCUUGGGUUUGGUUUAUUCCAUGCCAUACGGCCUUGGUGCUGCUGCAAGCAUUCGCAUCUCAAAUGCAUUAGGAGCUGGACGUCCAAGAACAUCUCGGUCAGCAGUUUUAGUUGUUAUAAUUCUUGGGGUCAUGGACAUGUUGAUUGUGAGUACAAAUCUCUACGCCUUCAGACAUCAGUUGGGAUAUGCUUACAGCAAUGAUAAGGAAGUCAUCCUGUCUACCACCAAGAUGGUGCCUUUAAUUGCACUGACGUCGUGCACGGAUGCAAUGCAAGGAGUUCUGUCAGGUGUUGCGAGAGGAUGCGGACGGCAGCAUCUUGGCGCGUAUGUCAACCUUGGAGCAUUUUAUUUGCUUGGAUUACCAAUUUCAGUCAUUUUAGGUUUCUAUUAUCAUUUUGGAGCGAUCGGACUCUGGAUUGGCAUAUUAUGUGGCUCCACAGUUCAAACAAUUCUUCUCUCAAUCAUCACAGCACUUACUGAUUGGGAAAAACAGGUGGAAAACGCAAAGGAUAGAGUGAUUGACAAGCCUACACUUAACAAUGGUGAAACUGUUUGAGAUUGUAACAAUUUCUAAUUGCUCCCACACAUAAACAUCGAGUAUAUAUAUCUUACAAGUAUGUGAUCAAGACAAAGAGAGAGAGAGAGAGAGAGAGAGAGAGAGAGUUUUGAUUUUUCAAAUAUGGAUCUGAAGGAGUCCAAAUAAUUUAUCUUACUGGGCCAG